Molecule: messenger RNA, 881 nt
Organism: Poeciliopsis prolifica (blackstripe livebearer)
Lineage: Eukaryota; Metazoa; Chordata; Actinopteri; Cyprinodontiformes; Poeciliidae
Gene: atp5f1c
Product: ATP synthase F1 subunit gamma
Biological process (GO): proton motive force-driven ATP synthesis
Molecular function (GO): proton-transporting ATP synthase activity, rotational mechanism
Source: RefSeq, a predicted model, not a curated record
UUAUACUUGUUAAACUAACUGUUGACGGUGUUUGUUUCCACAGUGGGCAGGUCAGGAACAUGGCUACCCUGAAGGACAUCACAAUUCGGUUGAAGUCCAUCAAGAACAUCCAGAAAAUCACCAAGUCCAUGAAGAUGGUGGCCGCAGCCAAGUACGCUCGUGCUGAGCGGCAGCUGAAACCGGCCCGGGUCUACGGCACCGGCGCUCUCGCUCUGUAUGAGAAGGCUGACAUCAAGGCCCCAGAGGACAAGGCCUCCAAGCACCUGAUCGUAGGCGUGACCUCUGACCGCGGCCUCUGCGGCGCCAUCCACUCCGGCGUAGCCAAGACCAUCAAGAGCCAGAUCGCCAACCUGACCGGCGCCGGCAAGGAGGUGAUGGUGAUCAACGUGGGAGACAAGCAGGGCCUGUUGUACAGAACUCAUGGGAAGCACAUCCUGCUGAACUGUAAGGAGGUCGGCCGUAAGCCGCCCAACUUCGGCGACGCCUCUGUGAUCGCGGCCGAGCUGCUGAACUCUGGGUACGAGUUCGACCAGGGAUCCGUCGUCUUCAACAGAUUCAGGUCCGUUAUCUCCUACAAGACGGACCAGAAACCCGUGUUCUCCAUCGACACGGUGGCUUCCUCAGAGAACUUGGGGAUCUAUGACGACAUCGACGCCGACGUUCUGAGGAACUACCAGGAGUUUGCUCUGGUGAACGUUCUCUAUCUGGCGCUGAAGGAAUCGUCCACCAGCGAGCAGAGCGCCAGGAUGACGGCCAUGGACAGCGCCAGCAAGAACGCCUCUGAGAUGAUCGAUAAGUUGACAUUGACCUUCAACCGGACCCGGCAGGCCGUCAUCACCAAGGAGCUCAUCGAGAUCAUCUCUGGAGCUGCAGCCCUGUAA